UUGCUUUUUAGUCUGUGAAAAAAAAAAAAAUAGAUUGUGCAUGUCUCAAAAAAAUGAAAAUGGCGAUUGGUAAAUUUUUGUUCAGAGUUUGAAAGCACAAUCUCUCGGCAUUUAUUCAAAAAGUUAAAUAUUCGUUUGUGUGAAACUGUGAAUAAUCAUUAGGAAUGGGUGAUGCUUUGGUAGAACGAAGAUCCACCGCUCGGUUCUUUUGCCACAGGUGUAACAUAGAAUUUGAAGAUGUUUUGCAGGACUACACAUGUCCAUAUUGUGCCAGCGGUUUCAUUGAGCAGCUGGAGAAUGAAUCUGAGGUGCUGGCCCUCUCUGGGGAUGACUUCAGUGAUGCGGACAUGAGCAAUAUCGAUGAUAUGAGCAAUAUUGACGAUGUUAGCAACCUUGACGAUUUGGAUGACAUGCAUCAGAGCACUCCACCUAUGUUGAACGACUUGGCGUUUCUCAUGUCUGGCGGUCGACUACGUGGCGCGGGUCGGCGGGAGACGCUAAUGGAACAGCUGGUGUGGAUGAUCGGUGGAGCCCGGCCCGCCACCGGCGCCGUCACGGCCGGGGCUCCGUUCGUGCUGGUCGGCGCGCCGGGAGACUACGUGUUCGGCGGCGAGGGUUUAGACGCAGUAGUGACGCAACUAUUAGGCCAGCUUGAAAACGCGGGCCCGCCCCCGUUGCCGCGGGAACAAAUAGCGGCGCUGCCCAGCGAGGCGGUCACAGAGGAGCAAGCGGCGGCGAAUACGUCGUGUUCGGUUUGCUGGGAGAACUUUCAACUUGGUGAAACAGUGUCCCGGCUGGAAUGUGACCACAUAUUUCACUCGACGUGUAUAUCACCAUGGCUGCAACUCCACGCGACGUGUCCAAUAUGCCGGCGCUCGCUCUUGACUGAACCCCCCGCGUCUGAAGCACCGCCCCCCGCACCCCCUACCACUACCACCACCACGACCGCGCCGGCUACAGGAGAACAAGAACAGAGUACCCCGUCGUUUCCCCACGUUUUAUUGCGUCGGAUCCCCCACGGGCGCGGCGCCACGCAGACGUGGGACUCGGCCGACACCAGCAGUUCCUCGGCCUCCAUGUCCACGGCGUCUUCCGUCACCGCCGGAGGGGUCUGGGCACCACAGACCAGAUCCACCACAAAUUCUAGCACAACAACUAACUCGUCAACCUCCCUCAACUCGGAUAGAGAACGACAGUACAACAUGGACAUUGACUUCGAUUAACUUCUUAGUACUUUAUGCGCGCCUGGUACUCGUGUCGGUCCCGCGUCUCGGCAAUGGUUGUGUUGUGGACUGUGUCAGUAGUGUACGGACUUCGUGCGGCCGAUUGUUCAGUGGACUUCUCAAAAGUUAUUACCUCCUGGUAAAAGUGGCGUCGGCGUUGAGAAUAUUAGUCUUGUUUGUCUGUAUGUUGGAGUUUAUGUAUGAAUUGUCUCCAAUUUUACUAGACUGGUAUAGCUAGUAUUUAUUCAUUGAUAAAUUAUAUUAUUUUUGUAUAAAAACAAAAUGUUUAAUUUAUUUCUUAAUGUAUUUGUUUGGGCUUGAAACAAAUUUGCAUAAACAUUUCAUUUAAUUCAAUACUACUUGUAUUUUAUGAAAAUCUGUUGGAAAUCGUUUCUGCUUUUAUUAACUAAUUUAGUCAAAAUAAAGAUAAAAUGUUUUGUUCAUAAUCACUACUCGAUAGAUAUGAUAUAAUAUAAAAACUAGUGAGAAAUUACACGAAUGAAAUUAGAAUAAAUAACUAUAACGUCGCCAAAUUUUUGGUAUGUAUAUUAUUAAUUUAUAUCAUGUUUUGGCGUAAUGAAUUACCCUAAAAUAACGUACUAAAAAUUCAUAAAACGAAAGUAUAGAUUUUCAUGAAUGCAUUUAAAUUAAAACACAUUUGUUUCAAGGACAAACGAAAAGUGAGGUAUACUUAAAAAAAUAUUGUUAUGAAUACAACCAUUGUACGAGUGUUAAUAUGUAUAAAUAUAUAAUGAAGUUCUAGGGUAACAGUAUGUCAUAUAUAUGAACUGUUAAAAGUUGUGUGCCUUUAUUUGUAUCGCUGCAUAGAAUACACUUAUCAAAUAGUGUCAAAUCGAGGGCAAUGGUAGUCUGUUCGUCAUCCUGUUACAUAUGAAAUAUGUAUAAAAAUAAACACUUCCAUUAGAUGUAUGUGAAGCUAUGUUAUUGACUAGUAUAUGCAAAUGUAUAAAAAUAAAUUAAUUUAUUGAAAAAAAUAAGUGACUUAACUUAUUGAUGUACCAGAAUUUUCUUGUUUUUCAAAUCAUAGUUACAUAUAAUCAUAAAAUCAUUCACUAUGUAGGACUAGAAAGUAGUUUCUAUAUUACAAUAUAAUAUUUCUAAAUCACCAACUUCUUACUUUUAUACUAUCUAUUAUUUCACUAUGUAAUUGUCUAGACAAAGACAGCAUGAUUGCCGUGUGGCUCCCGGCCAAGAAUAGGGCAACUCCAUGUCUUCCUGUGGAUGUCGUAAGAGGCGACUAAAGGACACGUUUAAAUAUCUAAAUUCCAGGCUCCACCAUAGUAGCUAAAGAUAAUCACAUUAAAAUAAAUAGAAUAAUAGAGCAUGUAAGUUGAGGCGUUUUUGAAUGUAAAUGACUUCGCGAGAAGGAAAAGGAUAGCAGAUUCGACAUGUACAAAAGUAAAAAAGCGUGUAAAUAAAUUGUAUGACAAAAUAUUAAAAAAAUCCUCGCGAAUUAUAUUUACUAAUGUUAUAAAACAAAACCACCAUUGCCCUUUAUAUGUUUGACAGUUUACCAUAAUAGUUACGCAAGAUGGCGUAUAAGGAGAUUGGUUUUCAAAGGGACAGUGAAACAAUGCCCGAUUUUUUUAAUGUAUUGUAUAGCUACUUAUACUUUUUGCCACAUGGGCUGACGUGUGAUUUUUACGUUGAGUUUUGAUGUAAAUUUUGUAAAUAUAAAUCGUAACUUAGGCAUUUGUUUGCGAUUAAACAAUUUAUUAACAGUGAUCAUUUGUACGGUUAGACCACUUGUAGGGUACUUUGGUGUAUAUUUGUAGGCGAAAAAAGUUAAAUUUAUGUUUCCGGAAUACAUUGGCAGAUGGGAAAUAUUGUUUUUUUUUCUGCCACUUGAUAUGCGCUAGUGAAUUUAGGACAAAGAAAUAUUGUAGCAAUGUUAUAAAUGCCGAAUACUCGCCAAAAUGCAACGGUUCAGUGCUGCCCAGUUUUGAAAGAAUAAAUCCAUUUAUUCAUA
Molecule: messenger RNA, 3213 nt
Organism: Amyelois transitella
Lineage: Eukaryota; Metazoa; Arthropoda; Insecta; Lepidoptera; Pyralidae
Product: E3 ubiquitin-protein ligase RNF115
Exons: 7
Coding region: 165-1223 (352 amino acids)
Biological process (GO): positive regulation of DNA-templated transcription; ubiquitin-dependent protein catabolic process; protein ubiquitination
Cellular component (GO): cytoplasm; nucleoplasm
Molecular function (GO): ubiquitin protein ligase activity
Source: RefSeq, a predicted model, not a curated record